Molecule: messenger RNA, 1895 nt
Organism: Osmerus eperlanus (European smelt)
Lineage: Eukaryota; Metazoa; Chordata; Actinopteri; Osmeriformes; Osmeridae
Gene: rad18
Product: RAD18 E3 ubiquitin protein ligase
Exons: 13
Coding region: 89-1723 (544 amino acids)
Biological process (GO): protein monoubiquitination; DNA damage tolerance
Cellular component (GO): nucleus; Rad6-Rad18 complex
Molecular function (GO): ubiquitin protein ligase activity; single-stranded DNA binding
Source: RefSeq, a predicted model, not a curated record
CGUCACAUCCGUUUUUUCUUCCCGUGGUCAAUGGUGUUGCAAGAACUGAACCACUUACUUCUCCGUUGUUUAGCAAAAGCAAACAACUAUGGCUUAUGCAAAUAAAACAGAUUCACCACCAAAUCUCCCAGGUCUCAAAAAUAUGGAUACACUGCUUCGAUGUCCAAUUUGUUUCGAGUUCCUCAAAAUUGCCAUGAUGACCAAAUGCUCCCACAACUUUUGCUCUUUGUGUAUAAGGAAAUUUCUCUCCUACAAGUUGCAAUGCCCGGUGUGUAAUUCACCAACAACAGAACAAGACCUAAGAAACAACAGGAUACUAGAGGACCUGGUCACAAACUUCCACAAAGCAAGGCAGGAGUUGUCAGACUUUGACUCGGUGAGACCACGUGACGCGGCCCCCAAGGCUCCAGCCCCAGUGUUCAUCUGCAAGAGCCCAAGGCAGCCAGGUCCCAGAGAUAAGGUUCCCAGGAAGGGCGACUCCAUCAUGCGGCACUUUCUCCAGAAGAGGCCCUCCGCCUCCACCACCACAACCUCUCCCCUUACAGAGACUCAGCAACGCCAUCCAGAAGGACAGGGAGGGAGAUCAUCAGCCUCUGGACAAAACCACGUCCAGAAAGACUCAGAUGACAGCGGUCAGCUCCUGUCUGUGAAGGAGGAAUGCAUUCAGGAGGAGAUACAGACGCUGGUGUCUGUCAAAGUGGAGAGGACUGAUGUCUCUGUGUCAGAGGAGAGGACUGAUGUCUCCGUGUCAGAGGAGACCACUGCCGAUUCCCCCUCAACGUCACAGGUCGUCAAAGUGGAGUGCCCUGUCUGUUCUCUGGAAAUCUCCUCUCAUUUCAUCAACAAGCACCUGGACACCUGUCUGACCCGAGGACUGAAGAGGGAGAGCUUGAGAAGCUCGCUAGGUGGGGAUGGGGACAGGAGACGCCCCAUGGCCAAGCUGGUGUACACGCUGCUGUCCACGCAGGAGCUGAAGAGGAGGCUGAAGGACUGUCACCUGUCCGCCACUGGGCCUCGUUCCCACCUGGAGCAGAGACUCCAGGAGUUUGUCCACAUCUACAACUCCCAGUGCGACUCCCUCCAUCCCAGAUCAGCUGAAGACAUCGCCAAAGAAGUGGAGGCCACCGAGAAGAUUAGGAACCAGCUACAGCGCGAAACCAAACGUGUACGUCACAGCAACCGUCGUCGAGAGACAUUUCUCUCGACCAUGGUGUUCAGCAAGAACCAGUCAGCGGAAGAGAUCGACGAGCUGCAUUCAAAUUACAGACAGCAGCACAGCAGUGAGUUUGGGGACCUGAUCGCUGAGGUCCGGGCGCGCAUGGGCACCAGCGGCAGACGGCAGCAGAUCAAACAGGAAGUGGAAGACGGGGGGAGGGGAGAGCCGGCGACCGAGGGGAGAUGUGUCAGGAGCCUGGCAGGUGAAGCGGGAGGACCGGACGGCGACGCCCGCGUGUCUGAGCGCGCUCAGGAGACCCCGUCCAAGCCAGACCCGGCCGGGGUCACGGCCGGGGUCACGGCCGGGGUCACGGCCGGGGUCACGGCAGGGUCGGCCAGCCCAUCUUACAGCGACGUGUCCAUCAGCAGCUCCGUGUCAGAUAUCUUUGCUCCUGAGGCAGAGUGGUGCUUUAAAACAGCGGAGAAGGUUGGAAAGAGGCCGUGCUUCUCCAGUGGAGACGAUGUCCUGGAGUCUCUGAUCCCGGGAAAACGACCACGAAGAAGCUAGUGAGGGGGGGAGGCGGGAGCCUGCAGUGAUUUAUAUUGUAGAUAGAAGUUAUUUAGUAUACUUUUAUAUAUUUUUGGUGUUUUUCAUUUGAAUGUUUCCAUAUGUUUUGUUGUUUGUUCACGACUCAGUAAAGAUUUUGAAGUCAAGUUAGUUUGCGUGAUGUUUUAUCUUA